Prorocentrum cordatum is the source of this 989-nucleotide messenger RNA. The record is from the annotation of a GenBank genome assembly. NCBI's taxonomy places the organism in Eukaryota, Dinophyceae, Prorocentrales, Prorocentraceae.
GGAGAAGGCCGUUGCCAAGCGAGUCAUUUGAUGCCGAGCAGCAGAUGCCGAAGGCGAGCAUCAAUGCGAGCGUCCCGCCAGAUCUUCAAACUGCGCGUGGACGGAUCAUCACGUUGCGACAUCAUAGAGUGGAAGGAGGGAGAGGAGACAGGAGGAAAACAGGAGAGAAGGGAAGGGAGGAAGAGACCGUAAGGGGCGUUCGCAUCAGGAGAGAGAGCGCCCCCUCUGAUCCACACCGAGUUUCCGGCAAGUCUACUCGUCGCCGCGCUGAUCUACAGCCACGUUGGAAUUCACCGGAGCACCGUGGCACGUGUCCUCUUCCUCCUCCUCCUCCUCCGAUCAAGGCUUCUCCUCGAGGGUCCUCGCCCAAAUGAUCAAGGCUGCUCCUCGAGGGUCCUCGCCGAGAGGGAAAAAUGCACACGUCCGAGCGAGGCCCCCCGCGCCGAGCGCGCCCCUCUUUGGGGGCCGCCGGCGCGCGCGCACGCGUCAGUUCGGGGUGAAGACGGCGGCGGCGGCCACCUGGCGCGCAGGCGCCGGCGGCAGCGCGCUGCAGGCCUCCUCGAAGGCCCGCGCCAGCUCCGCGCUCUCCGCCUGCAGGUACUGGCUCGCCAUCCUCCGACGGCGUGCUGGCCACCCCGGCGAGCGAGCCCGGCCUCCCCGCUGCCGGCGCCUCGCCGGCGCCCGCCGCGCCCACGGCGGCACGCCCGGGCGCGGCGGCCCCGGGCGCCGAGAGCACGGUGGUCGUCCGGGAGACCACGGCGCCGAGGGCGCCGCUCGGCAUGGUGGGCGCCGGCAGCGGGGGCCACAGGCCAGCCUGGAGGGCCGCCGCCGCCGCCGCCGCCGCGGGCGUCCGCGCCGCCCUCGGCACGGGAGCGACGUCGGCGGCAGCGGCAGCAGCCGAGGUCCGCGCCGCGGCGUGGAGCGGGGAGCGCCAACGGGGCCCAACGCUGGGGGAUGCUCACACUGUGCCUCUACCCGCUACCCUUCGC